GAAAAACUGACAACUAGUAAGGCGCAUAGGAGAAGGAAAAUACAGGAAGUAGUGUGACGCAUGUCCUGUACAAGUGCAUGGCGGAGUCUGAGUGGAUGCACAGAAGCAAUAAGGCCAUGGCUCACGGAUUUAGAAGCAGCAAGCAAGACUUCGCUUUCGGACCGUGGAAGAUCACUGCAGCGAAAACACACAUAAUGAAAUCAAAAGACAUUGAACGUUUAGCUGAGGAGAUGCAUAUGCCUGCUCUUCCGGAGAUGCUUUUCGGGGAUAACGUCUUACGCAUUCAGCAUUCGGACGGUUUUGGCAUAGAGUUCAACGCCAUCGAUGCCCUCAAGCGCGUAAAUAAUCUGCAAGACUCCGUUAAAGUUGCCUGUGCCCAGGAAUGGCAGGAGAGCAGAGCGGAUUCCGAACACUCCAAGGAAGUGGUGAAACGCUAUGACUGGACAUACACCACCGAUUAUAGAGGUACUCUGGUAGGAGAAGAUAUGAGGAUUACACCAACAACCGAGCGCAUAGACUUGGAAAAGCUGAAGGCGCGAGAACAGAUAGUUUUCUUCGAGGACGUUCUCCUGUUCGAGGACGAGCUGCACGACCACGGCGUGUCAAUGAUCAGUGCAAAGAUACGAGUGAUGCCUACAAGCUUUUUCCUGUUGCUACGGUUCUUCCUGCGCGUUGACGGUGUUCUCAUUCGCAUCCAUGACACUAGACUUUAUCACGAAGCCGGAAAGAACUUCAUGAUAAGGGAGUUCAGUGCACGAGAGAGCAAAGUCUCAGAACUGAAGCAUGUUCCACCAGCCCUGUACACAGACCCCAACGAGGUUGCCCAGUACCUGCCUCUACGCUUGACAGAGUGUGAGAAACUGGACUUUCCGGUGAAAGAAUGAGUUGGAUUGACAGCUAUGUAAACCAGCUCUGAGGGGAAUGAUUUGUAAUGUGCAGUGUCUUUUCAGAUGUAUUGAACAGACGGGCAUGGGCCUACACCACAGCACUCAAAACUUGUGACACUUAUUCUUUAUUUGAAUUUAAAUGUCGGUGCGUUUGAAUAAUAAAUUGGCCAUGUUGUAUGUAAACACUUUGUUUGCUGGCCUGCUAUGAUGGUAAACUCUGUAACCAAGGACUAAGCUAGUUUCUUGUUUUUGAACCCAAGUGAGGUUCUGUUCUUUUAAUGGCAUUUGGUUAAUUGCAUAUUUGCACAGAAUAUCCAGUGCAUGAAAACACCUAACCAUUACAGGCAAGAGCAUGCAGAACUAUUUGCUUUUUACUGUACUUUCUGGACUAAUUGAGUUGACAUGUGAUUGGUUUAUUAAGGAUUUUUGUAAAUAUGACUUCUGGAGGAAUUGUCUCCUUUCCGAUUCUACUGCCCAAAUAGCUCUGAUGAUUUGAAUAAUUAAGGUACCAUACUGAUUAAAGAAGGCUUUAUUAUGCAACACA
Molecule: messenger RNA, 1431 nt
Organism: Sardina pilchardus (European sardine)
Lineage: Eukaryota; Metazoa; Chordata; Actinopteri; Clupeiformes; Clupeidae
Gene: tiprl
Product: TIP41, TOR signaling pathway regulator-like (S. cerevisiae)
Exons: 2
Coding region: 78-884 (268 amino acids)
Biological process (GO): TOR signaling
Cellular component (GO): cytosol
Source: RefSeq, a predicted model, not a curated record